UUUCCCGUCGCCGGGUGACAAUUCGAGAAAUAGUGAAAAAAAGAACAGCUGUGAAGAGGAGAAAGGCGCGCAGGCGCUUCGUCAUGAGCCGGCUUUCGAUCUCUAGACUUCCUCUUCCUGUAGCUCGGCACAAUGGCGUCCGGAACCCUGUACACGUACCCAGAGAACUUCAGGGCCUACAAGGCGCUGAUCGCAGCCCAAUAUUCCGGUGCUAAGGUUAAAAUUGCCGAAGAUUUCAUUUUCGGCGAAACCAAUAAGAGCGAUGCCUUCCUGAAAAAAUUUCCUCUUGGAAAGGUUCCAGCUUUCGAGACUGCUGAUGGCAAAUAUAUCACCGAAAGCAAUGCAAUUGCUUACUAUGUUGCCAAUGAGCAGCUGAGAGGCAAAACUGACAUUGAGAGAGCAGAAAUUGUGCAAUGGUUUGGAUUUGCCGAUUCGGAGAUCCUUCCUGCCAGCUGUGCUUGGGUUUUCCCAUUAUUAGGCCUCAUGCAAUACAACAAACAGACUAUAGAACAUGCUAAGGACGAUGUUAAGAAAGCUUUGACAGCUUUGAAUUCACAUCUAUUAACAAGGACGUACUUGGUUGGGGAACGACUUACUUUGGCAGAUAUUAGUGUUGCUACAACUCUACUGCAUUUAUAUCAGUAUAUUUUGGAACCGAGUUUACGCAAGCCGUAUCAAAAUGUGAACAGAUGGUUCCAAACUGUUAUAUAUCAGCCAGAGUCCAUCAAUGUAAUCGGUGCUUUUAAACUGGCUGACAAAACUCUUGAAUAUGAUCCCAAGAAGUUUGCUGACGUUCAAGAAAAAUCAUCUGCAAAGAAAGAAAAGAAGGAAAAACGAAAGGAACAGAAAAAGGAACCUAAAGAACCUCGCGAGGCAGAUGUAGAUUUAGCUGAUGAAAUAGCAGCUGCUGAACCCAAAUCUAAGGAUCCAUUUGAUACAAUGCCUAAAGGUACUUUUGAUAUGGAUAGUUUCAAGCGUUGUUACUCCAAUGAAGAGGAGACUGUCUCCAUUCCUUUCUUCUGGAAAGAAUUUGAUCCUGAACAUUACAGCAUCUGGUUUGGAGAAUACAAAUACCCUGAAGAGUUGACAAAGGUGUUCAUGUCUUGCAAUCUCAUUGGUGGCAUGUAUCAACGACUUGACAAAAUGCGGAAAGCUGCUUUUGCCAGUGUUUGUCUUUUUGGAGAAGACAACAACAGCACAAUCAGUGGAAUUUGGGUAUGGCGUGGACAGGAUUUGGCAUUUACGCUAAGCCCAGAUUGGCAGAUAGAUUACGAAUCGUAUAAAUGGGAAAAACUGGACCCAAACAAGGAUGAAACUAAAGCGCUGGUGAAGCAGUACUUCAGUUGGACUGGUACUGACAAACAGGGGCGCAAGUUUAACCAGGGAAAAAUCUUCAAAUAAAGCUCCGAAAAAUACUACUUUACACGAAACAAAUAAUAAAGAAUGAAUAAAAAUAAA
Messenger RNA from Neodiprion virginianus, 1458 nucleotides. RefSeq names its product elongation factor 1-gamma (gene eEF1gamma). Gene Ontology annotation, biological process: translational elongation. The transcript is spliced from 8 exons. Gene Ontology annotation, cellular component: cytoplasm; nucleus. Bases 133 to 1401 code for a protein of 422 amino acids. Gene Ontology annotation, molecular function: translation elongation factor activity. NCBI's taxonomy places the organism in Eukaryota, Metazoa, Arthropoda, Insecta, Hymenoptera, Diprionidae. The record is from RefSeq and is a predicted model, not a curated record.